Messenger RNA from Miscanthus lutarioriparius, 352 nucleotides. Lineage: Eukaryota; Viridiplantae; Streptophyta; Magnoliopsida; Poales; Poaceae. The record is from the annotation of a GenBank genome assembly.
AGUACUAUUAAAAUUGGCAUCCAGGAACCAAGGGUCUGCCCCAAGGGCAUUAGUUGUCCAGGAUAUCAAAAUUGAAUGUGUGAUUCUCAUGCAUAUGUUGCACAAACUGAACUGUGAGGCUACUGCUGUUCAGAAUGGGAAAGAAGCUGUUGACCUUUUCGUUGAAGGGAAAACAUUUGACAUUGUUUUCUUAGAUAAGGAUAUGCCCAUAAUGUCGGGUCCUGAGGUUGUGGCCAAGAUCCAUGCCAUGGGAGCUAGUGAGGUGAAGAUUGUUGGGGUCUCAGCAGAUUUUGGUGGCCGGGAGGCAUUCAUGCAAGCUGGUGCUGACGUGUUUGUGCCCAGUGAAGCUUGA